Messenger RNA from Prinia subflava (tawny-flanked prinia), 998 nucleotides. Its product is annotated as olfactory receptor 14A16-like. The record is from RefSeq and is a predicted model, not a curated record. Gene Ontology annotation, molecular function: olfactory receptor activity; G protein-coupled receptor activity; odorant binding. The coding region runs from base 9 to 998 and encodes 329 amino acids. Lineage: Eukaryota; Metazoa; Chordata; Aves; Passeriformes; Cisticolidae. Gene Ontology annotation, cellular component: membrane. Gene Ontology annotation, biological process: G protein-coupled receptor signaling pathway. The transcript has a single exon.
CAAAUAAAAUGAUCCCAGCUUGUCAAUGUCUUCUUUCAACAGUCCAUGAUGCCCAGAGUGAAGAAAUGUCCAACAGCAGCUCCAUCAGCCACUUCCUCCUGCUGCCAUUGGCACACACGCAGCAGCUGCAGCUCCUGCACUUCUGCCUCUUCCUGGGCAUCUCCCUGGCUGCCCUCCUGGCCAACGGCCUCAUCAUCAGCGCCGUAGCCUGCGGCCACCUCCUGCACAGCCCCAUGUUCUUCUUCCUGCUCAACCUGGCCCUCAGCGACCUGGGCUCCAUCCUCACCACUGUCCCCAAAGCCAUGCACAAUUCCCUCUGGGACACCAGGAACAUCUCCUAUGAAGGAUGUGCUGCUCAGGUGUUUCUGCUUAUCUUCUUUCUGGGAACUCAGUAUUUCCUCCUGACCAUCAUGUGCUACGACCGCUAUGUGUCCAUCUACAAACCCCUGCACUACGGGACCCUCCUGGGCAGCAGAGCUUGUGCCCACAUGGCAGCAGCUGCCUGGGCCAGUGCCUUUCUCUAUGCUCUGCUGCACACAGCCAAUACAUUUUCCCUGCCUCUGUGCCAUGGCAAUGCCCUGGGCCAGUUCUUCUGUGAAAUCUCACACAUCCUCAAGCUCUCCUGCUCCAAAUCCUACCUCAGGGAAUUUGUGAUUACUGUAGUUUCUGCCUCCUUAAUAUUUGGCUGUUUUGUGUUCAUUGUUUUCUCCUAUGUGCAGAUCUUCAGGGCUGUGCUGAGGAUCCCCUCUGAGCAGGGACAGCACAAAGCCUUUUCCACCUGCCUCCCUCACCUGGCUGUGCUCUCCCUGUUUCUCAGCACUGGCACAUUUGCCUACCUGAAGCCUCCCUCCAUCUCCUCCCCAUCCCUGGAUCUGUCAGUGUCAGUUCUGUACUCGGUGGUGCCUCCAUCCCUGAACCCCCUCAUGUACAGCCUGAGGAACCAGGAGCUCAAGGCUGCAGUGUGGACACUGAUCACUGGACGAUUUCAGAAACAUUAA